Parastagonospora nodorum SN15 is the source of this 711-nucleotide messenger RNA. RefSeq lists its product as hypothetical. Gene Ontology annotation, molecular function: hydrolase activity. Lineage: Eukaryota; Fungi; Ascomycota; Dothideomycetes; Pleosporales; Phaeosphaeriaceae. Bases 1 to 711 code for a protein of 236 amino acids. The transcript has 2 exons. The record is from RefSeq and is a predicted model, not a curated record.
AUGGCUGACGACCCACGUGUAUUCACGCCACUCAUUGCCCAGUAUCCUGGCGACAAGUUCGUAGUCGGCGGCGGCGUAGCCAUUUUCCAUCUUGCGACUAGUAGAGUCGUGAUUUGCAGCGCUGUAGACCGACGUGGUGCUAAGUACUACUUCCUCCCCAAGGGCCGCCGAGAUGCUGGCGAGGAGAGCGGACCAGGUGCAGAGCGCGAAGGAUACGAAGAGAGCGGCUACCGCAACCGUCUUCUCCCACUGCCCACCCAACAUCGCCAGCCGCAAGCACACCCGCGCGUCCACGCACAGCCCAUGACCGCUGAACCCGUCUGGAUGCAGCUCAUGCCUCUCGGAACUAGGCAGUAUGUGUUGUAUUGGUACAUCGCCGAGACUCUGCCUCCCCACCUGGAGACAGAGCUCGAGACAGAAGUAGGCGCAGCAUACAAACCCCCGCCAGCCUUUCCUCGAAACCUGUCUCUUCGCGAGCGUAUCAAGCUUGAGCCCGAGUCCUACGAGCCGUUGCAUCACGAGGGCACGGGCGUCGAUGAGGAAGAGCAGACAUACGAGAGUCAUCUUGUGCCAGUCGAAGAGGCAGUCCGGAAGCUGGGCGGCAGGAAUAGCGUCAUGGCUGAUGUCGUACUCAAGGGCUGGCAGGGUAUACAAGACCGCCUUGCGAUUGAGGAUGCGGCUACAUCGACUAGUCCAGAGGCCAUAGCAUGA